Messenger RNA from Quercus lobata, 1845 nucleotides. RefSeq names its product inorganic phosphate transporter 1-4-like. The transcript is spliced from 3 exons. Gene Ontology annotation, biological process: transmembrane transport; phosphate ion transport. Gene Ontology annotation, cellular component: membrane. Lineage: Eukaryota; Viridiplantae; Streptophyta; Magnoliopsida; Fagales; Fagaceae. The record is from RefSeq and is a predicted model, not a curated record. Gene Ontology annotation, molecular function: phosphate transmembrane transporter activity. Bases 163 to 1728 code for a protein of 521 amino acids.
ACCAUCACUUAUAAUUUUCUUUCUCUCUCUUUCUCUUUCUCUCUCAACAAUCUCGAGCCAAGAAAAUUUUCAGGUCAAUUGAAGCUGUUUGUCUCUCGAAUUAGGGAUUGUGUGAGAGAGAAAGAGCAAAGACAAGAAAGACAGCAAGUUAGCUAGCUAGCUAUGGCAAGGGAACAGUUGAAGGUGCUGGAUGCACUCGAUGUUGCCAAAACUCAAUGGUACCAUUUCACUGCAAUUAUCAUUGCUGGAAUGGGGUUCUUCACAGACGCAUAUGAUCUAUUCUGUAUAUCCGUUUGCACCAAAUUGCUUGGGCGCUUAUACUACCAUCAUGAAGGUGCAGCUAAGCCUGGCACAUUGCCUCCCAAUGUAGCAGCAGCUGUUAAUGGUGUAGCACUUUGUGGAACUCUGGCAGGGCAGCUCUUUUUUGGAUGGCUUGGUGACAAGUUGGGCAGAAAGAAAGUCUAUGGUAUCACUCUGUUGCUCAUGAUCAUUUGCUCCAUUGGUUCAGGGCUUUCCAUUGGCCAUGAUGCAAAAGCUGUGAUGGCCACGCUUUGCUUCUUUCGGUUCUGGCUUGGAUUUGGCAUAGGUGGCGACUACCCACUUUCUGCUACCAUCAUGUCUGAAUAUGCUAAUAAGAAGACUCGUGGAGCCUUCAUUGCUGCAGUGUUCGCCAUGCAAGGCUUUGGAAUUUUAACUGGUGGUAUAUUUGCUAUUAUUAUAUCUUCCAUAUUCCAGAGCAGGUUCGAUGCUCCUGCUUACGAAGUUGAUGCACUUGGCUCAACUGUUCCCCAAGCAGAUUAUGUUUGGAGGAUUAUUGUAAUGUUUGGAGCACUUCCAGCUGCACUGACUUACUACUGGAGGUUGAAGAUGCCUGAAACUGCUCGUUACACGGCACUUGUUGCCAAGAAUGCAAAGCAGGCUGCAAAUGAUAUGUCAAAGGUUCUGCAGGUAGACAUUGAAUCAGAACCACAGAAGGUUGUUGAAAAACCAGCCAAUACCUUUGGUUUGUUCUCCAAGGAGUUUCUUCGACGACAUGGACUUCACUUGCUUGGUACAACAAGCACAUGGUUCUUGCUUGACAUUGCAUUUUACAGCCAAAACCUGUUCCAAAAGGAUAUUUUCACUGCAAUUGGAUGGAUUCCUCCUGCAAAGACCAUGAAUGCCAUCGAGGAGGUUUUUAGAAUUGCAAGGGCACAAACACUGAUUGCUCUUUGCAGUACUGUCCCAGGCUACUGGUUUACAGUGGCUUUCAUUGACAGGAUGGGAAGGUUUGCUAUCCAAUUGAUGGGUUUCUUCUUCAUGACAGUGUUUAUGUUCGCCCUGGCUUUUCCAUACAACCACUGGACUCAUAAGGAUAACCGCAUUGGAUUUGUGGUGCUCUAUUCAUUGACUUUCUUCUUUGCAAAUUUCGGGCCUAAUGCAACCACAUUUGUUGUGCCAGCUGAAAUUUUCCCAGCUAGGCUUAGGUCUACUUGCCACGGCAUAUCAGCAGCAGCUGGGAAGCUUGGGGCUAUUGUUGGUGCAUUUGGGUUUUUGUAUUUGGCUCAAAACAAGGACAAGGCCAAGGCUGAUGCCGGGUACCCUGCAGGCAUUGGGGUGAAGAAUGCGCUCAUUGUGUUGGGAGUGGUCAACUUCUUGGGUAUGCUGUUCACUUUUCUUGUGCCUGAAUCAAAUGGUAGAUCAUUGGAGGAGAUGUCCCGUGAAAACGAGGAUGAAACUGUGGAUUAAAGACUGCUACUACCUGUGCACCAUAACUUUUCCUUAUCAGUUAUUUUUGUAUGUCUUGAGCACGAUGUUGUAGCUAUUUGUUUAAGUUUCUCUCAAUAAGCCCCUAUUUUUGUCUUU